Auanema sp. JU1783 is the source of this 4605-nucleotide messenger RNA. NCBI's taxonomy places the organism in Eukaryota, Metazoa, Nematoda, Chromadorea, Rhabditida, Rhabditidae. The record is from the annotation of a GenBank genome assembly.
AUGCGGCUCAUACUACUCCUCUCACUUAUAAUUCCUUUAAUAUCUGCACAAGCUCCAUUGUUUGAUUAUGGACAAACCGCUGGAGAUCAGCUUAUUCCCUAUUCGGAUCAACAGCAUGCUGUAUCUUUAGAGAUUCCUGUAGUUUUUCUAGAAAACCCUCAAGAUGAGUUGUUUAUCAGUUCCACUGGAAUCGUUUCAUUCGGAGAGAAAAUACCAGACACUAUCACACCUCUACAACGCUUGAAUAGAAGUUCCAUUGCUGUAUACUAUGCUCCCAUAGAAGAUUCAGUUGUUUACUACAGAUCGACCACUUCCGAUCAGAAUCUUCUGAAGAAACUGUCUGAAUAUGUUAGAAGCCAAUUUGCUGACGGAUCAGAAUUCCAAACUCUUCAAGCAAUUAUAAUCACCUGGGACGAAGUGAUAAACAAAGAAAAUGAUGGUCAUGCAACCUUCCAGUUGGCAAUAGCAUCUGAUGGAAUUGUUUCAUAUUCUAUUCUUAUGUAUAAGAACUUACCUUGGUCAUCUUCAGCCGGCAUCUAUGCUCAGGCUGGAUUUACAGGUCCUGAGACCUUCCAUGCUCUAGUGAACAGUGGUGGACCAGAUGUGAAACGGAUUGAGAACUUAUCCAACCACAGUGAUGGCACCUACUUCAUUUUCCGUAUUUCUGGAUCAGCUUUCGAAGAUCCAAAAGAGAAUGCUGAGGAGUAUGAUUAUGGAACUUAUGAUCAAGACUAUGAUGGAGAACAAAGAAAGCCACCACAGGAUUGUCCAAUUGAUUCUUAUUCUGAAAAAUGUCCAGAACGUUGUAAUAAUCUAGUUGAUGACCGUGGUUGUACUAGAUGUAUCUGUGCUGAGCCCGAGUCAGGAGAAGAGACCGAUGAGAUAACUGAGGAGAUUCGACAAUCUGUUCCAUUGGAACCUGCACGAAACUCGAACAGAGGAGAUGAGAGCGAAGAGUUUCCAAGCUCUUGUGAUGCUGCCGGUGAAACAGCAUGCCAUCAAUUCGGGGAAUGUCGUGAUCAAAACCCUGGCUACUGUUGUGUUUGCCAACCUGGGUACUAUGGAAAUGGCAAAGAAUGCUUAAAGAAGGGAGAUCCUCAACGUAUAUCUGGGUUUUUCGAAGCCGUCUUAAAUGGCAAAGCUGUGGAGAAAACCGAUUUACACACUUUCAUCACACCAACAGAUGGACAUGCUUUCACCGCUGUAUCAAAGAUCCCAUCUGACCUGGCCAGUCCUAUGCUCCUGUUAUUGCCUGUUGGAUCUGUUAUGGGUUGGCUGUUUGCUGAGGUUCAAUCUACUGAAGCAUACAAUGGAUUCAUGCUUACUGGUGGACUCUUCAACCGUACCGUAACCCUCCAUAUCGGAGAUCGCUACUAUGUAACGAUCAAACAAGAAUUCUCAGGAAGAGAUAUCUACCAUUAUUUGAAAGCAAAUGUGUUUGUAUCGGGAACUCUACCCGACAUAUCUCCUGAUGCUGAAGUAGUCUAUCCAGACUACGAAGAAGAGUACAGAAAAGAAGGAAAUGGUUUCAUCCGAUCCUAUACUUCAAUGGAUGUUCUCAUAAGGGAUAAUGGACAAGAAAGCAACAUGAGAUUGACUAUUGACCAACAAAUCAAUUUCAAGGAAUGUCCCUUCAAGUCGUUCGACAAGCCUCAGACAGUUAAGUUGUCUGUUAAGAGAGUCCAUGUGACCUAUGAUGCUAACGAAGGAAUCGUACGUUAUGCUUCUCGCAAUCAUGUUGGGUUGAACGUUCGUACAGCUGAAGUGCCAUCCAGCUCUGCUCAUUUCGAUAGAAGACAGCAUGGUCAAACCGUUCGUCCGGCUUCUCGCCCUGUUCAAAUCAGUGAAGGAGUUUGUGCUCAUGGUGCUCAUGUGUGCACUAGUCCUCAUAUGAGAUGUAUUCCAUGGGAGCAGACAUAUCGUUGUGUUUGUGAGGAAGGCUUCCAAGCUAAAGCUGACACAGCAUCUCCUAUAGGAUGGGGAUGCGAAGACAUAGAUGAAUGUAAUCAACAGCAAGUUUGUGGUCACUUUGCUGAUUGCACCAACAGUCCCGGUGGCUAUAGCUGUAGUUGCCAAGAAGGAUACACUGGAGACGGUCGCACAUGCUCUAGAAUAGGAGAAGUUGAAAGCCAUCCAGCCCAACCUCGCCAUCAUCAUGUUGAAGCUUCGUCAGGAGCGGGAGCUGGCGGCAUUUGUACCAAUCAUCGUCAGUGUCAUCAGUUUGGAGAAUGUUCCUUCACUCCCGGUAAUCCUUCCGGAAUCUGUAAAUGCAGAGGCUGGUAUGUUGGUGACGGAGUCAAUCAUUGUGGUCCUCCAGAAGAAAACUCUCAGCCCAGACAUAAUGCUAAUAUUCCCAUGAAAUCUGGAAAAGCUUGUGGAAGGAACAUCUGUGAUCAGAACGCUGAAUGCAUGCCUGCCACUAGUGGAGGGUCGGAAUGUGUUUGUAACGUAGGAUACGUUGGUAACGGAAUCAACUGUGAGUCUUUGAUUGACGAUAAUUCAUCUUCUGCUCAAGAAACGGAUGAAGAAACGAUAGGCUCUGUUUGUCGCUCACACGAAGAAUGCCAUGAUCAAGGAAGAUGUGCUUAUAAUCAUCAACUUGGCUAUUAUCAAUGUGUGUGUGCCGAACCUUACAUAGGAAAUGGAGUAGAAUGCCAUUUGCCAUCAUCAGGCUCUGAGAUUGACAUUCCUCUGAAUAAUCCUUCCGCCGGUUGCGAUGUUACAAGAGACUGUGAUACUUAUGCAGAUUGUAUUUUCGAGAGAACUGUUUUGGGAGGAAAUUACAAAUGUGUAUGCCAAUCUGGCUAUUCUGGAGAUGGAAAGUAUUGCUCCAAAACAGAAAUGGGAAAUGCUCUGCCUCCACUUGAACAGCCCGGAUGCGAUCGUUUGAGAAAUUGCCAUCAAAACGCUCAAUGCACUUUUGAUUCUCAUAAUCAGAAAUAUCGCUGCGAAUGCCAUGAAGGAUAUGUUGGAGAUGGAUUAUCAUGCGUCAAGAUUCACAGUGGAACUCCUAACUGGGAAGGAGGUACUCCAGCUCGUCCAAUGCGCUGCCGAGAAUCAACUGAAUGUCAUCAGAACGGACAUUGUGUAGCAUCUAUUAAUGAGAACGAUUACAUAUGUGAAUGUUUACCCGGAUAUCGCGGGGAUGGAGUCAACAAGUGUCAAAUCGCUGAUAUGUGUAAUCCCGCUGAUCCAUCUGCUUGUCAUCAAAACGCUGAAUGCGUUUAUGGUACUACCGAAAGCGCUUAUGUAUGCAAAUGUGUAACAGGUUUUACUGGAGAUGGAGUAACUUGUCUACCAUAUGCACGUCCAUCUACAUGUAUUGAGAACCCUCGCAUGUGCCAUGCUAAUGCACAAUGUGUUUUAAAUAAGGAUCAAAGCUCUUAUGUUUGUAUCUGCAAACCAGGAUCGAUUGGAGACGGGUAUAAUCAUUGCACUGUUCAAGACACUCCUAGAUGCUCUAAUUGCUCUAUGCAUGGUCAUUGUUCACAUAAUUCUGUUUCUGGUGGUUAUCAAUGUAAAUGUAAUGCUGGCUAUGAAGGAAACGGCCAUAUCUGUGCUUUGAGAACUUCAUGUUUGGAUGAUCGUUCUAUUUGCGAUGAGCAUGCCGAAUGUGUACCUGGAGAGGGAGGUCAUUACGUUUGUAAUUGUCUAUAUGGUUUCCAUGGUAAUGGAAGAACCUGUAAACCCGAUUCUGAAGACCGAGGGGAUUCUCUCUUCAUUGCUAGAGGAAUGGCCAUAUUCCAGAGAGGAACAAUGGCUGAUGUUCCAGGAAAACAAAUCAUUGUAAUUCCUCAUCACAUUGCCGUUGGUUUGGAUUUUGAUUGCGAAGCUGAGCGGCUGGUCUGGAGUGAUAUUUCCGGACAUCAAAUACGGUCUGCAUCGUUGAACGGAUCUGAUCAGUCAGCUUUCCUUUCUGCUGAUUUGAACAGUCCAGAAGGUAUUGCGGUAGAUUGGGCAAGCAGAAACGUUUACUAUGCUGAUUCCUUGAACGAUGAGAUAGGAGUAGCUUCUUUAGAUGGAAAGUAUAAGAAGAGCUUAGUGACGGAAGGAUUGGUUAACCCUCGUUCAGUUGCUUUAGAUUUGCAUAAUAAACAAUUAUAUUACACGGACUGGCAUCGUGAGAAUCCUUUGAUCGGCAGAGUUGAUAUGGAUGGAAAGAACAAUAAAAUUUUCUUGAAUGAGGAUGUUCACUUACCUAAUGGUUUGACGGUUUUGCCUAACCGACGUGAACUUUGCUGGGUUGAUGCUGGAAGUCAUAGACUCUCAUGCAUUGGCUUCGACGGCCAACAUCGCCGAGUUGUUUAUGCUCCCUUAGAGUAUCCAUUCGGGUUAACGCAUGAGAACGAGCAAAGGUUCUAUUGGACAGAUUGGAGAGAUAAUCGCAUCCAUACAGUGGGUGUAUAUGGAGAUGGAUACUCAAGUUUCCCAGUUUCUUUGGGUGGCUCUGGCAAAGUCUACGGUAUAAUCAGUAUUCCUAAAACAUGUACAGCACCACCAACAGCAUGUUCAGAGAACAAUGGUGGAUGUAAGCAUUUGUGUUUACCAUCUAAAGAAGGAGUUACUUGUGUAUGUCCAGAUAAUGUGGCUGUUAAAGGAUGUUAA